GAAGGGCUUCUUGACGAUUCAACAUGCCGGUGUGCAAAUUUUUCCUGCAAGGAAAUUGCCGCUUCGGUCGAAGCUGCAGAAAUGAGCAUCCAACAGGGUCGGGAGGGAGCGGAUACGGAGGCGGCGGAGGCUUUUCUUCUGGCGGUGGUCCUCGAAACAGAUUUGAGGGAGGGAACCAAGGCGGCUUUGGGCGCCAAGAUUUCAGCAACGGGCAACGAUCCAAGUCAGAAGCGAAUACAAGGGCAGCACCACCAUCAGGGGAAACGGUGAAGUUCGAUCUCUUGGAGUCUGCUAGCGGUAUCUGGCCAUUAACCUCCUACGGGCUCGGUGAGAUACACCUGAUACGUGAAGCCGAUUUCUCAUUUGAGGAGAUGCGAUGGGAAUUCUAUGACGAAUUUAAGAGGACAGGGUCCGUUAACAAUGCUAUGGCCAAUUGGCAGGGAAGAUUGGCAGCGGUUGAGAAAAGGAAGCAGGAAAUUCUUCGAGAUCCGGAGGCGGCUCUGCGCGUAGCUCGCGGAGGCCAGCAGGUAACCAAUCUAAGCACGGCAUUGGGUGGUAAUUCAUUCGGGACGGCACCUAGUACCUUUAACGCCGGAGGACCUUUUGGCGCAUCCCAAACAAUCACGAGUGCUUUUGGGGGCUCAGGACAAGCUACCGGUGGUAAUACUGGGCCAUCGCACAGCGCAUUCACAAAUAGCGCAAGUAGCACUGGAUUUGGCAGUACCACAGGGGCUUUUGGCGCUUUUGGGAACGGGCAAACGAUGGGGCAGCCGACAUCAACUGGAGGAAACUCCCUCGCCGGAUUUAGCACCCUUUCCAAUAGUAACGGAAUACCGCAAGGAUCGGCGUUCGGAGUCACGAGUACAUUUGGCAGGACGCCUACGAAUAAUAAUAAUAAUAAUAAUACGGUGCUUGGACAGAAUACUUUAACAGGCACGGGCGGGCUUGGAUUUGGAAGUGUCGUUCAAGGCGGGCAUGCCUUUGGCACACAUGCAUCGAUGGCCAGUCAACCGGGAACAGGCAGCCAGUUUGGAAGCCGAGCGACAGCUGGUCUGGAACACACGGGCUUUGGAAAGAAUUCACAGGGUAGCAAUGAACAGGGUAGUGAGAUCCUAGCUACAAGUGCAUUUGCUGUACAAGGGUCAGCGUUCGCCCAACGUAGUGGGUUCGGUGGCGUUGAAAGCAAAGGGUCUCCUUUCGGACCAUUGGGAGGAAACACCGCCGCUCAGAAUGGCAAUACAAUCACCGGAACGCAACAAGCUGGGACUGGGGGUUUUGGUUUGGACAAGUCGGCUGCACCGUCGCUCAUUGGGUCUGUCCCAAAAACUGCUUCUACCUCAGCAACGGCUGGCGGCAAUUCGGGGAGAUCCGAUUCAGGACCAAAAUCUUUGAACUUCUGGUUUGAUGCCGUCCGUGCUUUGAAAGAAGGCGGUCAAGUCGAAGGAUUGGUUGAUUAUGGACUUGAUCCAAAUGUUGAAGCCACAUUUCGUUCGGCACGCUCGGAAUAUGAAAAUGCAUUCCGCUCCGCACGAUUCAAGUCGUGGCCAGGUCCAACAACCUCUGCAUCGACAUGAUGCGGUAAAGCCUUUUUUAGAUGUAUGACUACGUUUUAUGAUGAUGAAGUCCGUUGUAUAUAUUGUACAUAUUCUCAUAAUUUAAGGCGACAUCCUUCAGAGUACGCCACUUGUUCACUUGUUGCGAAACCAUGAGCGGCCUUACAUCCGUUAACCUGG
Messenger RNA from Spizellomyces punctatus DAOM BR117, 1733 nucleotides. RefSeq lists its product as uncharacterized. Gene Ontology annotation, molecular function: metal ion binding. The transcript has 4 exons. The record is from RefSeq and is a predicted model, not a curated record. The coding region runs from base 24 to 1574 and encodes 516 amino acids. NCBI's taxonomy places the organism in Eukaryota, Fungi, Chytridiomycota, Chytridiomycetes, Spizellomycetales, Spizellomycetaceae.